AUGCCGGCGAUGCUGAUCACGCACGCUCAGCCCCUGGCGGGGCCGCGGUGCGUGAACCGGUUUCCGGAGAAGCCGCUGUGCAAGUUCGUCGAUGACCUCGCCGCGUCGCCGCUCACCUUCCUCGACGCGUCGGCCGGCGAGACGAUCGAACUCGGCGCAUAUGACGUAAGUUUCACCGCGACCUGCCCGACACCAAUCCCCUCCUCCUGCAUUCAGCCUCUCCCACCCCCCUUUCCCAACCCACCAGGGCCUGUUGUGCCUCCCCCCGGCCUGCAACGAGCAGAAGUUCCACCGCGACCUGCCCGACACCAAAAGUUCCACCGCGACCUGCCCGCCACCAAGGUGUAUGCGUUCGGCGUCUCCCGCAGCUCGGCGCGCUACCCGGGCCCCGUGCUCGUCGCCACACGCGGCACCACCACCAAGGUGAAGUUCUCGAAUCACAUCAGGGACAAGACGCACAUGUUCACGGUCGACCCCACACUUGGGGCGCCCGAACUCACCAACGGCGGUGUGCCCAUCUCCGUCCAUAGGCAUGGCGGGGAGACGCCUAGCAAAUCCGACGGUCAUCCUAUGGCGUGGUACACGGCCAGUGGGGAGCACGGACCGGAGUUCGAAUCCGGAGAGCAAACAUAUCCGAACAUGCAGCGCGCGACGAUGCUAUGGUACCACGACCACACGAUGGGAAUGGGCGAGCUGAACAUGGUCGCGGGAAUGGCGGGGCUGUACAUUAUCCGCGACCCGCAGGGCGAGGAGAUGCGGCUCAACAAGUGGCUGCCACGUGGCGAACGACAGUUGCACCUCGUGAUUGCUGACAGGGUGUUCUUCCCGAACGGAUCCAUCUAUUAUCCGAACCGGGGCUUAGUGCCGAAUGUGCACCCGAACUGGAUACCCGGUUAUAUCGGCAAUGCAAAUCUUGUAAACAGCAAGGUCUGGCCGUUCCUCAACGUGCGGCGGGCGAUGCACCGGAUUCGCAUGGUGAAUGCGGCCAACGCGCGCGUUUACAACCUCACCUUCCAGUGCGCUGGGCGUGGCGACCACAACUUCAAUCCCCCUCUUGCUGGACCUGUGCUGCCCUUCUACCUGAUUGGUUCUGACGGUGGUUAUCUCGCCCGCCCGCUGCGCCACUCCUCCCUACUCGUCUUCCCGGGCGUGCGUCACGACCUUCUUCUCGACUUCAACGCUGGGCCCGCCUGGUGCCGCAAUGUCAUUGUUGUCAACAGCGCCCCCAUUCCCUUCCCCAGGGGCCAGCCUGCUGACUGGUUCACGGGCGUGGUCAUGCGAUUCAUUAUCAAUCAGCGCUCGCCCGUGAAGCCCCCUCCCCUGCCCAACACGCUCUCGGUGGGCAACUUUCUCUGCCUGCCGCCCAGAUUGGCAUGCCUGGCAUGCAUCAUGCGUUCUUUGCCUUCCCUCCCCUUUUGA
Closterium sp. Naga37s-1 is the source of this 1419-nucleotide messenger RNA. The record is from the annotation of a GenBank genome assembly. NCBI's taxonomy places the organism in Eukaryota, Viridiplantae, Streptophyta, Zygnematophyceae, Desmidiales, Closteriaceae.